AUGAAAAGGACGAGGCAUGGACUGCUUCUCCUCAUUUUAUGGGAAUUCAAAUGGGGUCUUUUAACUGCCGCUCUUCCUCGUUUAUGUUUCACUGCCUUUACCUUUGCGCAGCCGUUUCUCUUGGACUCGGUUAUCCAGUAUAUUCAGACGCCCUCCGCGAAACUAAACCCGAAGGAUGGUUAUGGGAUACUUGGCGCAUACAUCUUGGUUUAUGUCGGGCUUGGAGUCUCGGAAUCCUGCUAUCAGCAUCUCACUUACCGAACCAUAACUCUCAUGCGUGGAUGUCUCGUACCAUUCAUAUAUGAGAAGACGCUCUCUAUGGAUGUGAACAUGGCCGAGGAAUCUGCCCCGCUUACCCUCAUGAGUGCCGAUAUCGAGAAAGUGGCAUUCGGUAUGCGGUACAUGCACGAAGCGUGGGGGAAUAUAAUCGAGAUAGCCCUGACCCUCUGGUUGUUGUAUCGCGAGCUUAAUUAUGGGGGGCUGAGUCCUAUUCUAAUUGCAAUAGUUUGUGGAGCUGCCGCUGCCGCAAUGGCACCAGCGGUCGGACAUCGCCAAGCGACAUGGGUGAAGGCGAUCCAAAAUCGGCUCGAUAUCACAACAUAUAUGAUUGACUCGAUGAAAAGCCUGAAAUUUGAGGGAUUGACUCCAUGGUUUUCGGAUUUCGUCCAGAGCCUUCGGAUUCAAGAGAUCGGGUACGCGAAUAAAUUCCGCUCAUUUCUGAUCUACGCAGUUAGUCUUUCAUUUGGUACCUCGGUUAUAUCACCGGUUGUAGGAUUUGCAGUAUUCGUGGCUUUAUCCAAGUCCAAUAAUGGUCCUUCUCUGACUACGCAAAGGGCAAUGACCACUUUAUCCUUGUUCACUGUCCUUCAAACACCAAUGUCCUCCAUUUUGCAGGCUGUGCCAAAUCUCAUAUCUGCCUUCGGAUCGUUGGAGCGAAUCCACGAUUUUCUGAAGACUGAAAAUCCCAGAGAUCGUGGAUAUAUAGGCCCCUUUCGCUCAUCACAAACCCUUCGAGCUUCAAUGGAAGACUUAGUUGAUGAAAAGUUGAAGCAGGAUGACCAUUCGAAUAUCGCCACCGCUAGAGACUGGAGUGUUGGCUGGGAGCGUGAUAGGGAUGCGGUCAUCAAGAGCGUAACGUUCAAUAUCACCCCCUCUUCACUGACAGUGAUCACAGGACCCACGGGCUGUGGGAAAUCCACACUGCUGACUGGAUUACGUCGGGAAAUGCCCUUUGAACAGGGAUACCUGACAUGUCGGCAUUCUGCAGCGGCCUUUUGUAGUCAAAAUCCGUGGCUGCAGAACGGGACCAUCAUGAGUAACAUUAUCGGUCCAUCCAGCUACGAUGCCCGAUGGUAUCGCCAAGCCCUGGCUCGAGCUCUGUACUCUCGGCAGCCCUUACUGCUUCUCGAUGAUAUCUUCAGCGGAUUCGAUUCGGAAACAGAGCAAUUAGUGAUCGCCCGUCUCUUUAGCGAAGGAGGGUUUUGUCAGAGAGAAAACAUCACGACUGUUCUCGCGACUCAUUCUGCGCGUGUUGUUUCUUUCGCUGAUCACAUCAUUCGCCUGGACAGCAAAGGAGGUCUUUCUGAAAAAGAGGGAUCGUUAUUGUCGAGCUCGACGAAACCUAGCAUGAGUGACCUCCAGACCGAGAUGAUAAUGAAUGACAAAAGAAACAGCAGACAAUCCAAUCUCGAGGUGCCACCCGAGCUAGCUGCGCAGCUAGAGACUGCAGAGGCAAACCGAAUAUCAGGAGACGUCAGCGUAUAUGGGUACUACCUGACGAUAGUCGGUCGGUUGAACUCAGUCCUUUUCUUCUUUGCGGUGACAGUCUUCACAUUCUGUCUUACCUUUCCGAACGUAUGGGUGCAGAGAUGGGCAGCCGCUAAUGAGAAACGUCCGAAUGAGAAUCUGGGCCUAUAUAUGGGGGUUGCGCCACUAUCAUUCUUCCAUUCGACAGACUCCGGUGUCAUAACAAACAAAUUCAGCCAGGAUAUGCAGCUAGUCGAUAUGGAGCUUCCUCUUGCUCUGGUGGAAACAAGCGUUGCACUUACACUCUGCAUCGCCCAGCUUCUCAUCGUCUUCAUCACUGGAAAAUACGUUGCUGCCUUAACGCCCGUCUGCGUCAUUCUCAUCUACUUCCUACAAAAAUUCUAUCUUCGCACAUCCCGGCAGCUGCGAUUUAUGGAACUCGAGGCCAAAUCUCCCUUGUAUUCGAAUUUCAUGGAGACGGUUAACGGGUUGGUAACAAUUCGCGCCUUUGGAUGGCAGAGCAGCUUCCUGGAGCAUAUUUUUGAAUUAACAGAUGCGUCACAAAGACCUUAUUAUCUCCUCUUUGUUAUUCAGCGGUGGCUAACUCUGGUGCUUGACAUGGUCGUCGCGGGAAUGGCAACCCUCAUUGUGGGCAUUGCAGUUGGUGCGCACGGGUCCAUUGGUGCUGGUUCAGCUGGACUUGGACUGCUCAAUAUUAUCAGUCUAGGGGAAAGCUUGAAACAAUUGAUCUCAAACUGGACUGUAUUGGAGACCUCCAUUGGUGCGGUGUCGCGUGUGAAGAACUUCCAAGGAGAUGUGAAGCCUGAAGAUGACCCAACAAAACACUACUCGGCUCCUGAUGACUGGCCCUACAGGGGAGAGAUCGAUUUCUUUUCUGUUUCUGCCUCAUAUAAUGCGAAUCGCCAACCGGUUUUGUCCAACGUCUCCCUGUCAAUCGCUGCAGGUGAAAAGCUUCUUUUUCGCCUCCUCGAAGUUGACGACGGUCUAAUCACAAUUGAUGGGGUGGAUAUCAGCACCAUUUCUGCCCAACAGAUCCGCUCGUCCCUUUCCUGCUUACCACAAGAAGCAACUGUCCUGCCAGGUACAAUUAGGCAGAAUGUUGACCCCCUCGGCUUGGUACCCGACCAGGAUAUUGCGGUUGCUCUGAAAGAAGUUGGUCUAUGGGAAAUCGCUUCCACUCGCCUAGGGGGCUUGGAUGGACAGAUACAAGAAGACAGAUUCUCCCAAGGCCAAAAACAGCUUUUGCGUCUAGCCGCAGCAAUGUUGCGAAAGAGUCGAGUUGUGGUUCUUGAUGAAGCUACGAGCAGUGUGGACUUGGAAACCGAUGCUCUCAUGCAGCGUCUGAUUCGGACAGCAUUUGCAUCGUGCACUGUCAUUGCUGUUGUGCACCGUCUUCAUACGAUCCUAGAUUUUGACAAGGUUGUUGUGAUCGAGAAUGGACGCAUUGUUGAGUGUGGUAAACCGAAUGAACUUUUGAACAACAAUGGUCUGUUUCACCAGCUUUACAGUAAAAAUGGUGAAGCUGGUGAGAUAUCACGAUGA
Messenger RNA from Aspergillus tanneri, 3309 nucleotides. RefSeq lists its product as uncharacterized. Gene Ontology annotation, molecular function: ATP binding; ATP hydrolysis activity; ABC-type transporter activity. Gene Ontology annotation, cellular component: membrane. The transcript is spliced from 13 exons. NCBI's taxonomy places the organism in Eukaryota, Fungi, Ascomycota, Eurotiomycetes, Eurotiales, Aspergillaceae. The record is from RefSeq and is a predicted model, not a curated record. The coding region runs from base 1 to 3309 and encodes 1102 amino acids. Gene Ontology annotation, biological process: transmembrane transport.